This is a messenger RNA of Cyphellophora attinorum, 519 nucleotides long. RefSeq lists its product as uncharacterized. The coding region runs from base 1 to 519 and encodes 172 amino acids. The record is from RefSeq and is a predicted model, not a curated record. The transcript has a single exon. NCBI's taxonomy places the organism in Eukaryota, Fungi, Ascomycota, Eurotiomycetes, Chaetothyriales, Cyphellophoraceae.
AUGGAAAGCCCUGUCUAUACAACAACGGACGGCACGACAUUAACUGUGCCAAACUGCAUUCGCAAACCCGUCGACACAUUACAGUGCUACUGCAUCAAGCCAGACAAUCCAACAGCAUGGCAAACGAUCCACUACAACUUCAUCUGGACAGUGGACCGCUUCCUCUGGUUAUUGGGCAGUGCCACGAUGUGGUAUCUGGUAUACCAUUACGUGGUGAAGGACGUUUACCAUAAGCUCGAAGCGAAGAAGCGCGCGGACAUUCAAAGGGAAGCGGAAAGGAUGGUGAGAGAGAAGGAAGCAGCCAAGGCGGAGGACGACUUGGUCGAGAGAGCCCUUGAGAGAAUCAGGCGUGCUCGGGCCCUUGGCAAGAGCGAUGUCCAGCUGACCCAAGCGGAGAUUGAUGCUUUGGAACGAGUAGAUCGUGGUCUGAAUCCUCCACGAUUGCCAUCGAUGCCUCUUGCUGCUUCAAAUCCGCGAGCUCAUCCCAGAAGCAAGAGGGCCGCGGCCGUCGACCAAUAG